GAUUGUAUCUGUUCAAUUGAUAAACAAUUUAAUUAUGAUUUGGUUUGUUUCUUGUUUAAUUCAGUUUUGUCAAUCUAAUUUGUUUGACAAUUAAAAGUGUUUAAGAAUUUAUCAACAGUGGCAGAGAUUGAGAAGAAUAGAAAAAGAAAAAUUCGAUUGUAAAAAAAUUCUCUUCUCAUUUUUGUUUUGUUUUUGUUUCUAAAAAAACUCUGCCUAUCACUAAACUAUAACAUCUAUAUUAUACUUAACGAUUAUGGGUUUUUUUAAUUGUUUCCGUUCUCGACCUAUUAUAUUACUUUUCAUUGCCUCAACUAUCACAUUGUCAAGUUUUUUAACCUUUUUUCUUAUGCCCAAUGUGAUUAAAUCAAUUAUUGCUAAGACACUUCCAUUAGUUAAUAGUUCAACUUCACUCACUUUUGACAAAUGGGAAAGUAUUCCGAUUCCAAUUGUGACCAAUUUUUACCUUUUUAACAUUACUAACCCUGAGGAGGUGAUAAAACAUGGCCGAUCACCAAUUGUCCAAGAGCUUGGUCCCUAUGCUUUUGCUGAGUCAAGAAAAAAAGUAGAUCUCAGUUGGUCCGAGAAUCUUGAUAUUGUUAAUUAUGGACAAUCCAGGACGUGGAAAUUUUUACCUGAACUAACAAAUGGAUCUUUGGACGAUCCUGUUUAUCAUCUUAACGUUCCUAUGGUGGCGGCUGGCUCAACUGUCCAUGGUCGUAUCUUCACUGCCAUGGCUUUGAAUGGAGUGAUAAAGGCUACUAAUAGUCAUCUAGUUGCUAAACACACUGUCAAUGAAUUACUUUUCACUGGCUACGAGGACUCAUUGAUUACCUUCGCUCGAACCUUGGGAAUGGAUGUUCCAUACGAUAAAUUUGGCUGGUUUUAUGGUAGAAAUGGUACAGUUUCUGAUGGUACAUUUGGUAUCUACACUGGUGCUUUGAGUCUUGAUCGUUUCGACACAAUGUACUCUUGGAAUAACCAUACUACGCUACCACUUUGGUGGGGCGACGAAUGUAACUCCCUGGCGGGUGUUUCAGCAUCAGAUUUUCAAAUACCCUUGCAAAAAUUUCCAGCCUCUUCCAUUAAAUUAUUUGUCGGUGAUACUUGUCGCUCUCUCGAGCUUCCCUUCGAGAGACAGGUUAUCAAAUAUGGAGUAAAAUCAUUCAGAUAUUCAGCUGAUUCUGGUUUAUUCAAUUACUCAAUCAAAAGCAAUCGAUGCUACUGUAACAAUAAUGCAUGUCCACCUGAUGGUGUCGCUGAUAUAUCACCAUGUACCCAUGGGUCACCCGCUGCAAUGUCUCUGCCUCAUUUCUUAUUCGGAGAUGCAUCUCUCUUUGAACGUGUUCAUGGUCUUCAACCAGAUAUAAAUAAACAUGAAUUUUACAUGGAUGUUGAACCGACUCUUGGUGUUCCCACCAAAGUAAAGGUAACAAUGCAAAUCAACGUUCUAUUGGAAAAAGAUGAACUACUUAAUUACGCCAAGGACUUAGCAUUUGACAAAACUUACGUUCCAAUGAUCUGGUUUAGUGCUGGAGCUGAACUGGAUGAAUCUAUGGCUGGUCAAUUGCGACUUUUGCAAAAUCUUGGUCUCAUUCUCAAUAUUUUCGCGUCCCUACAAGCGACAGUUGUUAUUAUCUUACUUUCCAUAACGCUGAUUUUUUAUCGAUCUCAAUUAUGUUCCUCAGAGAAACAUCACCUGGUGCCAACCGAAGACGAAGAUUCAAACGAUAGUUAAAUUUACAUAAAUUCACGGCAAUCAAUUAAUUACUUUUUUUUCAUAAAUAUGAUCCCAUCAUCAUCAUCAUCAUCAUCAUCAUCAUUAACUAAUCAUGAUGAAUUGAUAAAAAAAACAAAUCGUGUUCAAAAGUCUUUCAAUCAUCAUCCUCAUCAUCAUUUUCACCCAAAGAUUUUGCAAUUUUCAAUUGAAUCCAUUGUGCUGAUUCUUGUAUUCCUAAAAUCCGAAUUACUUUAUACAAAAAUUCCUAUCUUUGUUACCUGUGGUUUCUUAAUUGUAAUUAAAUUUACAAACUAUUUCCUACAUCGAAGUACUAAUUGAUAAAUAUGGA
Molecule: messenger RNA, 2066 nt
Organism: Panonychus citri (citrus red mite)
Lineage: Eukaryota; Metazoa; Arthropoda; Arachnida; Trombidiformes; Tetranychidae
Product: lysosome membrane protein 2-like
Exons: 8
Coding region: 254-1735 (493 amino acids)
Cellular component (GO): cytoplasm; membrane
Molecular function (GO): scavenger receptor activity
Source: RefSeq, a predicted model, not a curated record